Molecule: messenger RNA, 1899 nt
Organism: Glarea lozoyensis ATCC 20868
Lineage: Eukaryota; Fungi; Ascomycota; Leotiomycetes; Helotiales; Helotiaceae
Product: Subtilisin-like protein
Exons: 1
Coding region: 1-1899 (632 amino acids)
Biological process (GO): proteolysis
Molecular function (GO): serine-type endopeptidase activity; tripeptidyl-peptidase activity
Source: RefSeq, a predicted model, not a curated record
AUGUACAUCAUUGCGCUUCUCUUAUACGCCAUCUUCUUCGGAUCUACCACCAGCAACCCGAUCAUCCCGGGGAAAAUCUAUUCUGUGAAAGAGUCGCACUUCAUACCGCGUGGCUGGACGGAGGGCGAAGAUGCUCCGAAGGAUUCUAUCAUUAAUCUGAAUAUCGGGAUAAAGCAAGGUAACUUUGAGGAGUUAGAGCGUCAUCUCUACGAAGGUAUACCAGUAUCCCUCGUUGAGACAAGUUGGUACCCUAGUAACAUCCAAUCUCUAGUCUCAAAUCCCGAGCAUCCUAGAUAUGGAAACCAUCUCAGCGUCGAUGAUGUCAACAAUCUGGUGAAACCCAGUAAGACAUCUGAUGAACUUGUCCAUGAAUGGCUCGCCGAUCAUGGGAUUGAUACUAUCACAUAUAGCGUUGGACGAGAUUGGUUGUCUGUUUCAUUACCAGUCUCGGCUGCCGAGCGACUCCUGAGAACGAGGUACAGAAUCUACCAGCAUGAGGAUGGAGAUCGAAUUGUCAGAACUCCAGAAUGGUCGCUCCCGAUACAUUUGCAUGACCACAUUGAUGCAAUUCAACCAACGACAAGUUUCAUGAGACUUAAAGGUCAAGGAACCGAAUACUUGCACCUAGAGCCGUGGACGAGUCCGUCGUAUACCCCUCCAAAAAAUUCGGAUAUUUCAGCCGUGUGCAACGUAUCUUCAGUUACACCUCAGUGUUUCGAAACAAUUUAUUCCACCAAAGGUUACCGCCCUCAAGCCGGCAAAGAGAACGGCGUUGGAUUUACCAAUUACCUUGGUGAGAUACCAAUCAGACCUGACACUGCCAAAUUCCUGGCAAAAUACCGACCUUGUGACGUGGAUGCUGCAGCAAAAUUCCCACAAUACAGUAUCGCCGAUGGCCCUACUCAAGAUGGCCCACUGAGUAUAGCUCAAGCCGCAAAGGGAACUUCUCAAGAAGCGAAUCUUGACGUUCAAGCUAUCAUUGGAAUCAGUCAUUUGGCGCCAAUAUCAUACAGUACCGGUGGAAGCCCACCUUUUAUCCCUGAUCUCAAUACACCAACUAACACGAAUGAACCAUAUCUUGUAUGGUUAAAUUACAUUCUUGGACAAAGACUCAUCCCACAAGUUAUCAGUACAUCCUACGGAGAUGACGAGCAGACUGUUCCUCAAGCUUACGCAGAAAGAGUGUGCAAGCAGUUCGCGCAAUUGGGAGCUCGAGGUGUUUCUGUGCUCUUCGCGAGCGGCGAUCGGGGUGUUGGAUUGAAUUCCACAUGCUAUAGCAACGACGGAAAGAACACCAAAAUGUUUAUCCCAAUUUUUCCCGGCGGAUGUCCUUAUGUUACAACUGUUGGUGCAACACAUGAAUUCGAACCAGAAGUAGUCGCUUUCCGCCCAGGGACCGUCAGGCCAGACGGAUCGUUCAGAGAAAUAUACUCAUCAGGAGGUGGUUUCUCAAAUUAUUUUAGCACUCCAGCUUAUCAAAAAGACGUUGUCAAGGAUUACGUCAAAGGACUAGGUGGAUUAUAUAAUGGUCUCUAUAACAAAGCCGGCAGAGCUUACCCCGAUAUAGCAGCACAAGGCCAAUACUUCGCGUAUGUGUGGAAUGGAACCGAGGGUGUUAUUUCGGGGACAAGUGCAUCGACUCCAUUGAUGGCUGGAAUCCUAGCAUUGGUGAACGACGCACUCCUUGAAAGCGGCAAAUCGACGCUGGGAUUCCUAAACCCUUGGCUAUAUUCCAAAGGCUACAAAGGCUUCACAGAUAUUAUCUCAGGCAGUGCCGUGGGAUGUCAGGUUGAAGGCUUUGCAGCAAAAAAAGGUUGGGAUCCGGUAACAGGAUUUGGAACUCCUGUCUUUCCAACUUUGUUGAAGCUGGCCAAGAGAAGUGCAGGGUAUGGAGAUUGA